AUGUCUCUUCAAUCCUUCAUAUCCCGCCUUCCUCCUGCCUCCAGCCUUAGCCGAAGGGCGCUCCUCAGAUCGGCCGCAAGGAACUCUUCUUCCCUUUCAAGCACCUCCGGCCGGGAUGGAACAUCUCUCAAUUCCAUUCUGAUCGCCAAUCGCGGUGAGAUCGCGCUACGAGUAGGAAGAACCGCCGGCCAGCAUGGCGUCCGAGUAACCACUCUGUACACCGAUCCAGAUGCCUCCUCUCAACAUGCGCUGAGCUCCCCCUUCGCUUUCAAUCUCGGCGAGACUUCUGCGUAUCUAGAUGGAGAUCGGAUAAUUGAGAUUGCAAAGCGUGAGGGCUGCAAGGGAAUUCACCCGGGCUAUGGCUUUUUGAGUGAAAAUGCCGGCUUUGCACAAAAGUGCACGCAGGCAGGACUCGUGUUUAUCGGUCCACCAUGGAAGGCGAUAGAGGCUAUGGGAGACAAGAGCCGAUCAAAGGAGAUCAUGACCGCCGCCGGUGUACCCUGUGUACCUGGUUACCAUGGGUCAAACCAGGAUCCCGACCUUCUUCAGAAGGAAGCCGACAAGAUUGGAUACCCUGUUCUAAUUAAGGCCAUCAAGGGAGGUGGCGGCAAGGGCAUGCGUAUCUGCUCCUCCAGAGAAACCUUCCAGGACAAACUCAUGUCCGCCAAAUCAGAGUCGAAAAAUUCGUUCGGCGACGACCAGGUGCUCAUUGAGAAAUAUAUCACGACGCCUAGACAUAUCGAAGUGCAAGUGUUUGCCGACAAGCAUGGAAACUGUGUGGCUCUGGGGGAGCGAGACUGCAGCAUCCAACGCCGACAUCAGAAGAUCUUGGAAGAGUCCCCGGCUCCACAUUUGCCGCAGGCUACGAGAAAAGACAUUUGGGAGAAAGCUAGAGCUGCCGCUUUGGCCGUUGGGUAUGAAGGUGCAGGAACAGUCGAAUUCAUCUUUGAUAAUGACACGGGCGAAUUCUACUUCAUGGAAAUGAACACUCGGUUGCAAGUCGAGCAUCCUGUCACUGAGAUGGUCACCGGUCAAGACCUCGUCCACUGGCAACUGUUGGUGGCCGAAGGCGCACCUUUGCCCUUGACCCAGGAAGAAAUCGAAGCCAAGAUCGCCACAAGCGGACAUGCCAUCGAGGCCAGAAUCUACGCUGAAAACCCAGACCAAGGAUUCGUGCCUGAUUCCGGUCGCUUGAUCCACGUCCGUACCCCCAAGCCUACCGAGGAUAUCCGAAUUGAUGCAGGAUUUGUCGCGGGCGAUGAAGUUUCUUCGCAUUACGACCCUAUGAUCUCCAAGUUAAUUGUCAGGGGUGCCAACCGAACCGAAGCUCUUCGAAGCCUCGCCGCUGCUCUCGAACAGUAUGAAGUCGCUGGACCGAUGACAAAUAUUGAAUUCAUCAAGCGGGUAUGUCGGAGUGCGGAUUUCGCAGCGGGUGAGGUUGAAACAGGGUACAUCGAGAAGCACCGCGAGGAACUGUUCAGAAAAGAGCCCAUCGAACCCGAGGUGCUAGCUCAGGCGACUCUGGCGUGCUACCUGGACGGCAGCCUGACCGGACCGGCUGGCUCCGCCGUUGGUUUCAGCCCUGCUUAUCAGCAACGACAGUUUGCUUUUGUGCAGGCCACCGCACCGGGAGAGCCGGAAGGAACCCCGUUCAACACCCAGAUCGAGCAGACGGAACCCAACAAUUUUAACAUCACCGUCGACGGAAAAACGUUCACGAACGUUCAGAGGCGGGUAGGCACCGCGCAAAAUGUGUUCACAUCGUUUUUCCCACAUACGAGACUCGACACGACGGUGAUACGAGACGAAGAUAACGUAACUGUCUUUCAGCGGGGAAAACAGUAUCGGCUAAGAAUCCCACGCGCCAAAUGGAUGGAGAAAGCACUUGGAAUUAAGGAUGUUGCAAACAGCGUGAUCGCGCCAAUGCCAUGCAAGAUUCUGCGAGUGACGGUCGCAGAAGGCGACACGGUGGAGAAGGAUCAGCCACUGGUUGUCAUUGAAAGUAUGAAGAUGGAGACGGUGAUCCGCGCUCCUCACAACGGCAUAAUAUCGAAGGUGGUACAUAAACAAGGGGACAUUUGCAAAGCCGGGACACCGCUAGUUGAAUUUGCCGGCGGCGACGAAGCGGGAAAAUAG
Messenger RNA from Coccidioides posadasii C735 delta SOWgp, 2136 nucleotides. RefSeq lists its product as uncharacterized. Gene Ontology annotation, cellular component: mitochondrion. NCBI's taxonomy places the organism in Eukaryota, Fungi, Ascomycota, Eurotiomycetes, Onygenales, Onygenaceae. Gene Ontology annotation, molecular function: metal ion binding; ATP binding; methylcrotonoyl-CoA carboxylase activity. The record is from RefSeq and is a predicted model, not a curated record.